Messenger RNA from Didymodactylos carnosus, 843 nucleotides. NCBI's taxonomy places the organism in Eukaryota, Metazoa, Rotifera, Eurotatoria, Philodinida, Philodinidae. The record is from the annotation of a GenBank genome assembly.
AUGGCCACUACAUCAAACAAUAAUGAAUUACGUAAAAAGCUCUCUGAAUCAACAACACCAGCAUCGUCUCAUGAUAUUUUGUCACCAUCACCAUUACAAACAACAACAACAACAAUCACCCAAUUACCACAUUUAUUAGAAACAAGAGCAUCGGAUACUGAAUUUUAUCGUAUCGAUCAACCAUCAUAUUCACAUUCCAUAUUUGCUGAUUCAUUAAGAGACUGGAAAGACCCAUUUCUUCAUGGCUCAGAACCAAUUAAAAUCCCUCUUUGUCCUAGAUGUUCGUCGUGCAAAUGUCGCUCAUUACUCAAUCAACCAGUAGUAAAUACAUCAACUCCUCAGCUUACUUAUCAAUACGAGGAUAUACAUCAUGAUCACCAACACCACCACUUUCAUCAUCAUCCAUCAUGUCCUAGUUAUAAAUCGAAACUGUACUCGUCUGCCGAUCGAACUCGGUCACUUUCAGUUUCGACGGACCAUACGUCCUCUCAUGUCUCAUCCAAUUAUUUAAACUCUGAUAAAAGUAUGUCUUCGUUAAUAUCGCCAAGAGAUCGCACAAAAUCAUUAAUGGCAACAACAGCAAAAUCAAAAAUACCGGUGCCUUCUUUUGCAAGAGGAAUGUCAAAAUCCAGCGAGAAGACUAAUGGUACGUUCACUAACAGACAAAUUUUAGAUAGAUCGACAAAAACAUUGAUACCACGAUUGAUCAUUAACAAAAAUAUUUCUAAAAACCAGUCAUCUGGACAAGAAAAACAAGCAGAAAAAGUGACGUACACUAAUGAUGCAAAAUUAGAUAUAAAUAAAGAUACAGCUGACAAUUCUCAAACUGAUCAAGACAGGUAG